CUUUUCUCCAUCUUAAAUCUAGUGACCAAUUAGAUUAAAUAUAUCAGGGAUGCGAGGCUGACUGGUCGGUUGGGUCGGUGCCUCUGCUUGUUGGGGUAACGUAGCUGUUUUGCACUAUGCGUAACGUUUCUUUUACGUUAUUGCAACGUGCUUCGUCCCGGUUUAGUUACUGUCCAGUACUGGAGAUGUUGUCAUCAUUUUUGGGUUACAUCAGUUGAGGAAUGAUGGAUGAGCUACCUUCUCUCAGCUGUGUGUGCGGACGUGACUACCGACGCGUACACUGUUACCAUGUGACGUUCACUAGCCUAACAAACUCAAAUAAACGCUGAAACAACACCGAAGACAAACUGGAUUUUGCCGACAGUCAGAAUGGCAGAGGGCUUUUUAAUGGAGGUGUGUGUGGACUCCGUGGAGUCUGCUGUCAAUGCUGAACGAGGAGGUGCAGGUCGACUUGAACUAUGCUCUAGUCUCCUGGAGGGAGGACUCACUCCCAGUCUAGGUCUGCUGCAGGUGGUGAAGCAGUAUGUCAAAAUCCCAGUCUACGCGAUGAUUCGGCCUCGUGGGGGGGACUUCCUGUACUCAGACCAGGAAGUGGAGGUGAUGAGGAAGGACAUACAGCUGAUAAAGAGCCAUGGUGCCGAUGGACUCGUGCUAGGAGCCCUGACCGAGGAUGGACGCGUGGACGCAGAGCUGUGUAUGGAGUUACUGGCUGCUGCUCGACCACUACCCGUCACCUUCCACAGAGCUUUUGACAUGGUCCAUGACCCAGUGGUUGCUCUGGAGACUCUGGUAUCAUUAGGGUUCCAGCGUGUGUUGACAAGUGGCUGUGACACAUCUGCCUUGGAGGGACUCCCUCUAAUUAAACGGCUUAUAGACCAAGCGAAAGGGAGGAUUUCCAUCAUGCCAGGAGGAGGCAUCACAGAGAGGAACCUGCAGAGAAUUUUAGAGGGGUCAGGAGCCCAAGAGUUUCACUGCUCAGCCCGCUCCAGUAAAGAUUCUGCCAUGAAGUUCAGGAACACCUGUGUGACGAUGGGAGCUGCUUUCUCAGCGCCCGAGUAUGGCCUGAAGGUGGCAGACGUGAGCAAAGUCCGCACUCUGAAUGCAAUAGCCAGAAAUACCUUGUGAAUGGGUACUGGACAAUCAUGACAGACAGCAAAACAGAUACCUCAGAAGGAAGUGAUUGUAUGCCAUUUUAUCGGCCGGCGAAGAUUUAUUUUCACUAUAGCCCAGAAUGAGUAGACACAUCUGAACUGCCACAGAGUUCUGUUUUUCUGUAUUUGUUUAAUCACUGAUGAAACAGUCCUUGUAAAGUUAGAGCUCAGGGACAGCCCUGCGACCUUAUGGGAUGUGCAGUCUAAGCAUCUCACAGUGGAGACUGACAAAUAAUUGACAUUUAUUAUUAUGCACCUGUGUGUGGCCAUGAUUGCGUUUUCCAAAGCGAAGGAAAAGCACUGCUCAGUGCCGCGGCUGUUUUCAGAACAGCAUUUUUUCAGUUGCCAUAUAGUUGACCUAUAUUUGUUUACACGUAUUUGCAGUGGAAGAUAAUGAAAGCUGUGACAUCCUUUAGGCCUAUAUUUUUUACUAGGAUGGAAACAUUCUGAGUUCAGUUUGUUCAGAAUUUAAUUAAAUGAAUUCAACUGUUACUGUAAGUGCACUUUCCUAUUUUGGUAUUGUUGUCAGAUGUCGCCCACAUUUCACACCACUCAGCUUGUUGUAUUCAACCCCCCACAAAAUACAUUCAGAAACCUCAACAGCAAAGUCUCUUACAGAAAUUAUGACCCAGUUAUCUAAGAUAAUCUGCAGACCUUGUUGCACUGUCACGAGUAUGAAGAAAAAUAUGUAUUUUGAUUUAGUCCCUUUAAGAGAUAGACCAUACUAACGCAGAAUCAUGAAUCAUGUGUUUCAAGCGUCAUAUUGUUAGUGUCACUGAUAUCUAACUGGGCUGAAUUGAUUCUCAAAUGUUUGAUUCAAGUCUCCUAAGUGGAAGCUUCAAUCUCUGAAGAGGUCGUACAGAAUCAGAAUCAUAAUCCGAAAUACUUCAUUGAUCACCGAGGAGAAAUUGCUUGUUGUACAGCUGCUCUCAUUCAAAGUCCCAGAAAUGUAUGCAGAAAAAUAAAAACUAUAUGAGCAAGAACAAGAACAAGAAAGACAGAACAAAAAUACAAGACAUGUACUUCCUACUAGGAUAUAUCCGUAUAUAUACAGUGUCAUUAAUAACUACAGUUGAAAUAUGGCUAAUUGUGAUAUUGUUUGUCUUAAUUAUUGCACAUUAGAGAGAAACAAAGUGUCCAGAUUCCUCUGAUUGACUCAGAGUGUCUGACUCUCAGAGCGAGGAGUGACAGAAGUGACAGGAAAAGAGACAGAGUGAACCUGUGAUGUCAUUAAACAGAUUUCAUCUUUUAUUUUACAUGACAAAGGUCAAUCACACUUUUAACAGCAGUACUGACUUAAUCAUCACGGGGUACUAUAGCUGUGUGCAGCCUAGUCAGGUGUUAACAUACCGAGUAGCAUAAGCGACACUCUGAUGAGCCCGUGACCCCAUUCAGACAAAUAUCCCUGGGUAUUUUCAAGAAGUGGGUUUAUGUCAUGGGGAUGACUUAAACCCUCUCAAAACUGGAACUUGAACUGAUGAUCUGUUCAAGGUUUAACUGGGCAAAGUUAUUCAGUCACUACAAUAAACCUACAUGAGUGUG
This is a messenger RNA of Acanthopagrus latus (yellowfin seabream), 2693 nucleotides long. RefSeq names its product cutC copper transporter homolog (E. coli) (gene cutc). The record is from RefSeq and is a predicted model, not a curated record. Gene Ontology annotation, molecular function: copper ion binding. The transcript is spliced from 9 exons. Lineage: Eukaryota; Metazoa; Chordata; Actinopteri; Spariformes; Sparidae. The coding region runs from base 370 to 1125 and encodes 251 amino acids.